This is a messenger RNA of Pteronotus mesoamericanus, 807 nucleotides long. It is a transcript of the gene IL2RA, whose product is annotated as interleukin 2 receptor subunit alpha. The coding region runs from base 1 to 807 and encodes 268 amino acids. Lineage: Eukaryota; Metazoa; Chordata; Mammalia; Chiroptera; Mormoopidae. The record is from RefSeq and is a predicted model, not a curated record. The transcript has 8 exons. Gene Ontology annotation, biological process: inflammatory response. Gene Ontology annotation, molecular function: interleukin-2 receptor activity; interleukin-2 binding.
AUGGACCGAAGCUUGCUGAUGUGGAGGUUCUUCACAUUCAUCAUGGUAACUGACUGCGUGAUAGAUCUUUGUUAUCACAAACCACUAACUGUCACCAAUGCCACAUACAAAGCCCUCACAUACAAAAUCGGCACCCUGAUAAACUGUGAAUGCAAGAAAGGCUUCCGCAGAACGAGCGCCAGGGCACCCUUUAUGAAUUGUACAGGAAAAGCUGGUCACCUUUCCUGGGAAAACCAAUGUCAGUGCAAAAACACUUCCUUCAGGAACACACAAAAACAAGCUACUGCUAAACCUGAAGAACGGGAGGAAGGAAAAACCACAGAAAUGCAAAGCGAAAUGCAGCCCACAGACCAAGUUAACCUAGAUUAUUGCACAGAACCCCCAUCAUGGAAACAUGAAGGUCCAGAGAGAAUUUAUCAUUUUGUGGUGGGGCAGACCAUUCACUAUGAGUGUGUCCAUGGAUUCAGGGCCUUACAGAGAGGUCCUGCCAAGAGCACCUGCAAAAUGAUCUGUGGGGAGGCGAGGUGGACACAGCCCCAGCUCACGUGCAUAAGAGAAAGUGACAAAACAUCUCAAGCAAGCACGGUUACUCCUUCUGAGGAUGAAGCUUCCUGUCCCUUAAUAACAGCAGGUACUACUACAGAUUUUGAAAAACAUACAGAAGAGGCUACAACCAUGAAGAUGUUCAUAUUUACCACUGAGUAUCAGAUAGGAGUGGCCGGCUGUGCUCUCCUGCUGAUCGGUAUCCUCCUUCUGAGUGCGUUCAUCUGGCAGCGGAGAUGGAGGAAGAAUAGAAGAACAAUCUAG